Messenger RNA from Phodopus roborovskii (desert hamster), 4244 nucleotides. It is a transcript of the gene Sbk1, whose product is annotated as SH3 domain binding kinase 1. Gene Ontology annotation, molecular function: ATP binding; protein serine/threonine kinase activity. Gene Ontology annotation, biological process: peptidyl-serine phosphorylation; peptidyl-threonine phosphorylation. The record is from RefSeq and is a predicted model, not a curated record. Lineage: Eukaryota; Metazoa; Chordata; Mammalia; Rodentia; Cricetidae. The transcript is spliced from 4 exons. The coding region runs from base 619 to 1863 and encodes 414 amino acids.
GGCGGCGCGCGAGACGGAAGGCGGAGCGGCGGGCGGGCGGGCAGGUACGCGCCGGCGGGAGGCGGAGCCGCGAGGCCGCGAUGGAGCGCAGCCCGGGCGGGCGCCGGCGCUGGAGCCCGAGCACCGGGCGGAGCGGGAGCCCAAGCAGGAGCCGCAGCCUCAGCUCGCGCCAGACCGGGGCAGGGGCCCGUAGGGCCGGGCUGCUUGCAGCAGCGGCGCCCGAGCCCCCCAGCGGCUGAGCGGUGACCUCCAGCCCCGCACGCGGUUACCGGGACCCGGCGCGCGGCGACCGCUCCAACCCGGGCCCCCUAAGAUCUCCUUGCUACAAUCGCACACCUCCAGACACAGAGCGACCCAGCUUCGAGGUGGUAGCCCUCCCUGCUGCUCAGGCACACGGGGACCCCCAAACCUAGGACAGCGAGAUCCUCUUGCCAACGAGAAGCCGCGGGCACCCUAAAGCCCCGGGACCCGGGCGACCGAGCCCUUUGCGACGCUCUCCGCGUCCCGGCUCAUGGUGGUGGUGGUGCCCUGAGCCCCUCUCGGGCCAGGCUGACGAAGACCGACACGGCGCCCAGACCCCCUGCCGCGGCGUCCCCGCGGCCCCAGCCCAGGGAGAAGAUGAGCGUGGGCUGCCCUGAGCCUGAACCGCUCCACUCCCUGCCUUGCUGUGGGCCGGGGGCCGCCCCUGUACCAGGUGCAGGUGUGCCCCUCCUCACAGAGGACAUGCAAGCGCUGACACUACGCACCCUGGCUGCCAGUGACGUUACCAAGCACUAUGAGCUUGUCCGGGAGCUGGGUAAAGGGACCUACGGGAAGGUUGACCUGGUGGCUUACAAGGGCACAGGCACCAAAAUGGCCCUGAAAUUUGUGAAUAAGAGCAAGACAAAGCUGAAAAACUUCCUGCGUGAAGUGAGCAUCACCAACAGCCUGUCAUCCAGCCCCUUCAUCAUCAAGGUCUUUGAUGUGGUCUUCGAGACGGAGGAAUGCUAUGUCUUUGCCCAGGAGUAUGCACCUGCUGGGGACCUGUUUGACAUCAUCCCUCCCCAGGUGGGGCUCCCCGAGGACACAGUAAAGCGCUGUGUACAGCAGCUGGGCCUGGCACUGGACUUCAUGCACAGCAGGCAGCUGGUACACCGCGACAUCAAACCCGAGAACGUGCUGCUGUUUGACCGUGAGUGCCGCCGUGUGAAGCUAGCUGACUUCGGCAUGACGCGGCGCGUGGGCUGCCGUGUAAAGCGUGUGAGCGGCACCAUACCCUACACAGCACCCGAGGUGUGCCAGGCGGGCCGUGCCGAUGGCUUCGCGGUGGACACAGGCGUGGAUGUGUGGGCGUUCGGUGUGCUUAUAUUCUGCGUGCUCACUGGCAACUUCCCGUGGGAGGCUGCGUCGGGUGCCGAUGCCUUCUUCGAGGAGUUCGUUCGCUGGCAGCGGGGCCGCCUGCCCGGGCUGCCAUCACAGUGGCGCCGCUUCACCGAGCCUGCACUACGCAUGUUCCAGCGGCUGCUGGCUCUCGAGCCGGAGCGGCGCGGGCCCGCCAAGGAGGUCUUCCGCUUCCUCAAGCACGAGCUCACGUCUGAGCUUCGGAGGCGGCCCUCACACCGUGCACGCAAGCCACCCGGGGACCGCCUACCGGGGCCCCUGCGCCUCGAGGCUCCUGCACCGCUCAAGCGCACUGUGCUCACCGAGAGUGGCAGCGGCCCUCGGUCCUCGCCACCCAGCGUGGUGCCUGUGCCCGUGCCCGUGCCCGUACCCGUACCCGAGGCUGGUCUGGCUCCGCCUGCGCCCCCAGGCAGGACCGAUGGCCGUGCAGACAAGAGCAAAGGGCAGGUGGUGCUGGCCACGGCCAUCGAGAUCUGCGUCUGAGCUGCUAGGAGCAGCACAGCCGCUGCGCUGCGGGGAAGCUGCGGGUGCUCCGACCCAUACUGGGGAAAAGGAGUAGCCACUGCGCGGCGCAGCGGGAGGGAGUAGCGUAGACUAGGAGGCCCAGACACCCGGGUCGGUGGUGGGCUGGUGACAUAGCUAGCAGAUGACUGUGUUUGGCCGGUCUCAGCCCAGAGGAGCUGAGGCCUCUGACAAAGGCUGGGGAGCUUGUGGGCCAGACUGAGCUCUGGAACCUGGACACUCCUGGCGCUUCACACCCCUUGGCAGAUCACCUUAUACUCUUCCAUCCAAACCUGGGCACAGAACGGGGGCUUUGGUGUUGGGCAGAGAUAGGCGUGAGACCCUUAGAAACUGGCUGGGAACAGGCACUGAGUUGACAACUGUGGCCCAGGUGGUCAGAGGGAGAGGCCAAGCCCCCUAAAUGUAGCAAAUGUGUGCAGGAACAGACCCGAUUAUCUAGUGAAACCCCCUCACCUCCUCCUGCUGAUGGGGACUUUGAACCCAGAAGGGAGAGCCACUACUGUAGCCACGAGGCCAUUGGGAACAGAGUUCCAGUAGGUGCCCCUCCUGGGGGCAGAGGAACAGAUGGUGGGAGAACACGAGGUUUGGCACUCCUGUGUCCCUAGGGCAGGAGAGUGCGUUCACAGCCCAGCUGCUCCUUCCCUGGGCACUCAACAAGCAGGGAAACGACUGUGCUAGUUAUUAGUGUUUCUGUCAGAGUCACAUGUAUAAGCCUCAGUUCUAGGCCAGUACCCUUGAAGGGGAGGAACACAUCCGUGGAUGGGACAGGAAGUCAUUGAAAUGGGAGUGAGUGUGAUGUGUAUCUGGUGACUUGAGUGUCCAGAUACCUCACCAGGCAGAUACCAAGAGCCAGGCCUGAGUUUUACCACACUCCUCAGGGAAUCCCAGGAGACACGUGCUGUUGGCUCAGGGAGCACAACAGGAAUUCACCUUGCCCCGGCUCUCCUCUGGGACCCCUACUCAACGUGGAGGCUUAGGGAAACCCCUGCAAUAACCUCAACACAGGGAGGCUGUGCCUUCUGCCCGGCACUGCCCACUUACCAUCCUGGGUUGCCUCUCCUAGGGUCCCUUCAAAAGUUCUGGGUUGUUUAGGAGGUUCCAUCUUGGGGCUGGCUGGCUAGCUACAAGGAAUACCAACCACCCCUCAGCCUGGAGCCCCACCUCUCCACAUACCCCCUCACUCCCACCACAAAGGGCUAUAGGUCUCCCUGCCCUGCCUGAGUCCAGUUUACAAACUGUGGUUGCUCCAGGGCCUGGCCCCGCUUUCCUGGGGUGCCACCACUUCCCUAGUGGACACAGGGCCCACAUAUGCCAGGUAAGUAGCAAACUCCUCCUCCUGCCAAGAGCAGAAGGCCCGCAUCACUGCCCUGGCCCACCUGGGGCCAUCAGGCCCUUCUUCCCAGCCGCCACCUCUCCUCUUGCCUUAGGCCUCUCCACCCUGAUCUGCAAUAACAAGGAAGCGAGACUCCACAGUAGACAUCCCGCAUCCCGCGUGCGCCCUCUGUUGAGAUCCUGUGUGGGAGGCUUCUCCCUUGUAGUAUCUAGGAUGGUAGUCCUCAGAAGAGACUUUAGGUACCUAGCCCAGCCCCACUGUUCAGAGGUGGCAGCCAGCCUGGCCCUGAACCAGACUCAGACUGGGUCAGGCUCCGCCCUUGCAGCCACCACUGGUACUGUCUCUGUCGGUUGGGUUGGGACCCUUUGCCCUUUAGGAGAGGUGUUGGUUACAGAUGUUUACCUCAGUUUGUCACUGUUGAAGAAACAAAAUAAUAAUAAUAAUAAUAGCAAAAAAUUAAUAACAUCGUAGACAUGGAGACUUAGAAGACAAAAACCACAAAAGAAACCUCCCCCUUUGCAUUUUUUCUGUGAAGGUAUAGUUUGUUCAUGUACGUACACUCAUGUGCGUGUCUCUAUCUCGCCCCAGGGCAGGCCAAAUCAUCUAUUGACACCUGUCCCAGCCUGUGUGUCCGUCACACUGCCCCUGUCCUUUGGUGCUUCCCAGGGGCCCCUUUGAGCUGGCUUGUGGGGUGUAGGGGAGCUCCCUGGAUAGGAAGUGGGGCCUUCAGUUAGCUAGAGGUCUCUGAUCAGAUCCUGUGAGCAGAGAGCCCUAGAGCUGUGUGAUGCUGCUGAGCCCACAGCACAGUGCUGGUGGUUGGCAUCUGUCCAAGUCUGGGGCAGGGCCUGGGUUGAACCCAAACCCUCAAGCCUCACACUCCUGUCUUGCCUCCCCAACCCCAUGUGUUUGUAAAUACUCUGGCAUCCUUUGGACCUGAGGAGGUUUUUAAAUGUGUUAUUUACUUCUCUAACUAUGACAAUUGCUAUAAAAUAAAAGUUUAGAAAAAUGA